CGCUAGUAUACACCGCGCGAAUCGGCAAAGUGAAGAAUAUGACAGCUCCACCUCAACGUGGCUAGGGCCCUAGACUAGAGAUCAGACUACUCUAAGGAGACAGGGGAUAUGAUGGGCUGCCGCCAUUCAGAGUCACAUGUACUGCACAGUUCAUGCAGUCUUGUCAACAAGGAAAUCACUGCGGAGGCAAUUCAUUCUUCUACUGCCAUCCCCUCUGUUGAGGGCCCCUGCCUCCUUUGUUUCUUUGAAACAUUUCUUUGAAACAGCCCUGAGUGUCCAUAGUCGCAGAAAUGGCUGAGAACCCGCCAGCGCAGAACCCCUUGGAGGUCGAUGACCAUCCUUCCACUGACACCGACUCGGCCUACAACGAAUCAAUAGGAUCCGCCAGCUACGUGACAUCCUUGAGUUCUAGCAUCAAAAACUACAAAUAUGAAAAUGGGCGUCGUUACCACGCAUUCCAUGAGGGUUCAUACAUCUUGCCCAAUGAUGAGGAGGAACAAGACAGAAUGGAUUUCCUCCACCACAUUUACAAACUGAUGCUGGAUGGAGAGCUCAACCUAGCGCCAGUCAAAAACCCUCAAAGAGUGCUAGAUCUGGGGACCGGUACAGGAAUAUGGGCCAUUGACUUCGCCGACGAACACCCUUCUGCCCAGGUUAUCGGGACCGAUUUGAGCCCCAUACAACCUCCAUGGGUACCUUCGAAUUGCGUAUUUGAAAUCGAUGAUUUCGAGACACCGUGGGUGUUCAAGCGAGAGUUUGACUACAUACAUGGUCGUGAAAUAGAGGGCUGCAUAGCCGAUGAAACCCAGCUCUUCCGCCAGGCGUUUGCGAAUCUCAAGUCUGGUGGAUACUUCGAACUCCAGUGUGCUUACCCUUACUGGCUUUCGGACGACGACACCGCGGAAAAAGCAACGAACGCCCAGCUAUGGGUCAAACACGCUCGUGAAGCUUCCGAGAAGUUCGGCAAGAGUCUCACAAAUGCCCCUCUCUUCAAGGACAAAAUGAAAGAGGUAGGAUUUGUCGACGUUCAUGAAAUGGUUUACAAGCUCCCGAUUGGCUCAUGGCCAAAGGAUAAGAAGAAAAAGGAGCAGGGCAAGUAUCAGCUAGUCCAGCAGCUUCUAGGGGUGGACUCCUAUACUCCGGUGCUUUUCUCGCGCGUUCUCGGGUGGGAGCAAACCGAGAUUGAGGUCCUGAAGGCCGGCGUCCGGAAAGAGCUGUCGAAUCCCUCCAUUCAUAUCUACAUUCCCGUCUACUUCGUGUAUGGGCGAAAGCCUUAGGCGAAGAAGGAAGCUAUAUUGUCUCUCGCCAGUCAAAUUCUUUUGGAGCGCAAAAUCUGCAGUGCUAGCAAAAACCUCUUGGUUUCUAUUCCUAUGUUAUCGGCAUCGCGUUCAAUCCGUACAUGGUAACUCUGUUUGCAAAUGACGGUAUAGCGAUCACGAUAGUAAUUCACUUUAGUAUGCACCAAUUCAUUUAGAGACCUCUCAUACUCCUGUCUUUCUUGUGAUCUUUGGACGCCGACGUCCGCUAUAAGUGAUCUCUGCAAUGU
This is a messenger RNA of Paecilomyces variotii, 1546 nucleotides long. RefSeq names its product UMTA methyltransferase family protein. The record is from RefSeq and is a predicted model, not a curated record. Gene Ontology annotation, molecular function: methyltransferase activity. The transcript is spliced from 9 exons. NCBI's taxonomy places the organism in Eukaryota, Fungi, Ascomycota, Eurotiomycetes, Eurotiales, Thermoascaceae. Bases 291 to 1277 code for a protein of 328 amino acids.